UUCCAUCUCCUCUUCUGCUCGAUCCUUCUUCUUCCUUAUCUCAACACUCAUCGCAGCGUUAAGUGGAGAUCGACGAUGCAAACAGAUACUGGGGUAGAGAAUAACGUGGCGCCUUUCCGAGAUACUGGGAUGCCUUCUCCUUCGUCUCCUCUCGGCUUCAUUACCAAAGGGACCCCCACCAACACGGCAGCAGCAGCCAGAAUAUCAGCGCUAUUGAAGGAUCUACUCCUCACCCUCCCUAUUCGGUCCUUUCUUUGCGAGAGCGUUUCCAUGAUCUACUUCCCUUCUGAAAAGGUUGAAAAAUGACUACUCUCUGUUGCGGUGAGCAUGUGAAAUCGUGGGUUAAGUCUCGAGGAAUGAGUUCCUUUCUUCAAGUGGUUCUAUUCUCUCCUCAGGUAAAGCCAUGUAGAUGUGUAAUCCAUUAGGGAAUUUGGUUGAAGGUCCUGUAGAUAAUUAUGUAUGUUAGAAUCUAGCUUAUUUAAUAUCAUAUAAAUUGCAAUUGCUCAAGGGAAUAAUUUGUCAUUCUGGAACUAGUUGUCGAAUUAAUUUAUGAGUCUUGUUCUGUUUAAGCACGCUGCUCGGUUACAUCCAAACAUAAAGCUAUUCGGGGGAGUGAGAGAAGAUAGUAGCGGCAGAAUAUGAUGGUUCGUUUCCUCUUAAACACGUACACUUUGCUGAUCUAGAUUCUUACUGUCUCUCUCUCUCUCUGUCACUUUUUGCGAUUCCCUAUUGUGUGGGUUAUUCGAAUCCUGAUUCUCCUUCCUUUUACUGGGGUCAUAGGUUUGGCUAUAAUUCACAACUCACUUCCUUUACACAAAUUGACCACCCAUUUAACCAAAACAAGGAAAAGGUUAAUAUGAUUCCUUCCUUGGAAAGAAUUCAUUUGUUUUCAGAGAUCUGCCUCACGUACGAUCUGAGAGUUAUUGGGGUAGCUAGCCUGCUUGAAAUGAUUGGUUAAUUAUUGUGUUAACUGUAGAAGGUGGUGCUAAAAUUGGAUUUGAAUGACGACAAGGAAAAACAGAAGGCACUCAUAACGGUGUCAACUUUAUCAGGUACGCUGUCCUAAUCUCUUACUAAACUUGAACCAACCCAUCUCCAUAUAUUUCAUUGAAAUUCUAAGUUAUAUAGUUUGUUAAUUACAUACUUGGUUCGUAAUUAAUUAUUUGGGUUGGAAUUUUCUCGUAGAUGGGAUUGGUUGGUAAAGUAAAGUGAUACUUCUCUGAUUCCCCCCAAUAACUUUCUGUUUGGAUUUUAUCAUGAAUCCAAUAAAAUCCUACAACUGUCCCCUAUCACUCACAAACCCAUCUAGUCAAUUAAUUAGAUUUUUAUGGGUCUUGUACUCUUGUUAUGUUUAAGCACACUGUUGUUGGUGACUUGGGAGGAGUUUAUUGCUUGGUAGGCUGUUGAGAGAGAAAUUCAUUGCACGAAAACAACUUGACAUACUCAGGUUAAGGUUCUGUGUUUAAUUUCACUUCACCUGUGUUCUACAAUCCCCCUCUUGGUACUUCUUUCUUAUCAAGAAGAAGAUGGGACAAGACAACUUGAUGGGGUCCCUAUUAAUUCGCAGUAAAUGGUUGAAUUUCUAGUAUCCAUCUCUUUCUUCCUUAUUCUUGGUAUCAUUUUGAUUAAUUGUUUGUUAUGUAUAACUCGACAUCUCUUAUAUGAAAAUUGGAUUCUCAAACAGGGGUGUCAUUCUUCCUUUUGUCUUUGUAUAAGCUAGUCUAAAAUGAAAGCAGACAAGAUAUUUCCUUCUUCGUUGCUGUUACCGACCUUCUUGGCAAGUUCAGUUCAUGAUCAAUCUUUAGCCAAUUGUCCUUAGUAUUCAAAAUUGGAUUCCUAUAUUGAUUUCACCUGAGUGAUGGUUAAAACUUAUGAUGAUUUGGAUUCCCUGUUGGCUUGCUGUUUUAGUUUUCUUUUCUUCCUUUGGUUUUUUUUAAAAUAACAAAUGGCUUCCCAUCUUGGUUGUAGGAAAAAUGGAGCUACCGGCAGACAGCAAAACAGGAGGAACCCGACUUGUUUUUUUGUGUUACGGUGAACUAGGAGUUAGAAUGCUUGAAAUGGUUAUAAUAUUUUGGAUUUUCGGUUAGUACUAUGUUGGGAUGUUUAUCUAUUGUAGGUUUCAUAUUGAAUUAUGUCAUUCUUGUAUCAGUUCAGUUAUAAUGUCAAAGUCAAUUUGUCACUUUAUAGUACAUUACCUAACAAAUAUUGCUCUUGUCA
Molecule: messenger RNA, 2217 nt
Organism: Linum trigynum
Lineage: Eukaryota; Viridiplantae; Streptophyta; Magnoliopsida; Malpighiales; Linaceae
Source: the annotation of a GenBank genome assembly